AUGAAGUUCAACUUAUUAUUCUUCGUCACAGCGGCGCUUGGCCAGAACUUAUUCGGAGGAGGUGCUCCAGCUGAACAGCAGGCCCCACCAGAGCAAGGAAAUGCAUUCGAUUUCAACUCAAUGUUCGCAAACUUGUUUGGAGGCGGAGGAGAUAUUUUCUCCAUGUUUGGUGGACCUGGUGCUGGAGGACCAGCCCACUACAACAACCAGUACGACUACUACUACAACAACAACUACAACAACAACUACGACUACAACGACGACAACAACUACUACCACAACUACAACUACAACUACAACAACUACUACGACGACAACAACUACAACCACAACUACCACUACCACAACAACGACAACGACGACAACUACUACUACCACAACUACUACCACAACGACGACUACAACUACAACAACGACUACAACUACAACAACGACUACAACGACAACUACCACGACGACAACAACAACUACUACAACAACUACAACCACAACUACAACAACGACUACGAGUACAACGACCACGACGACAACAACAACUACUACAACAACAACGACUACGACUACAACUACCACGACGACAACAACUACUACCACAACUACUACCACAACUACUACUACAACUACUACCACAACGACGACUACAACUACAACUACGACUACAACGACAACUACAACGACGACAACAACAACUACAACCACAACGACUACGACUACAACUACCACGACAACAACAACUACCACCACAACUACUACAACAACUACUACCACAACGACGACUACAACUACAACUACGACUACAACCACAACUACGACAACGACUACAACUACCACGACCACAACAACUACUACUACAACUACCACGACUACCACAACUACUACGACCACAACUCAACCUCCUCCACCACCACCUGCAGCACCAGCUGCCGGAGCUGA
Molecule: messenger RNA, 933 nt
Organism: Oikopleura dioica
Lineage: Eukaryota; Metazoa; Chordata; Appendicularia; Copelata; Oikopleuridae
Source: the annotation of a GenBank genome assembly